Messenger RNA from Aspergillus sclerotioniger CBS 115572, 1842 nucleotides. RefSeq names its product putative ribosomal protein/carboxylic ester hydrolase (Ppe1) (gene ppe1). Gene Ontology annotation, molecular function: protein methylesterase activity. Lineage: Eukaryota; Fungi; Ascomycota; Eurotiomycetes; Eurotiales; Aspergillaceae. Bases 495 to 1733 code for a protein of 412 amino acids. The transcript has 5 exons. The record is from RefSeq and is a predicted model, not a curated record. Gene Ontology annotation, biological process: protein demethylation.
UCCUUGCAGCAGAGCCUCUGGAGACUGCCGAGAAAACAGAUCUCCGCCGGAAAAGGAUUCCUGGCAGGGGACGACUCCGAUGUAUGGACCGAAAGAUCCGGGGCACGCGGUAUCACCACCGACGGUACGGUACGGUACCCGGGGAUCCUGCCAGCCUUUCUUGGAUGAUGCUGUAAUCCUUCACCUCUCUAUAACUACACAGUACUUCGUGCCUCCACUUCAUUCAGGAAGAUAUCGACAUCGAUCCACCUCACAAGAAACCGGGCAUGAUCGGCAGUGGGUGAUUGCAGCAUCAAUGCGCACCACUCCCCUUCAGAUCCAACAGUAACCACCCGCCACUAAACCACCCCCCAAUCAACCGCAUGAUCCACUCUCAAGCUCCAGCUCCAACUCCAGCUCUCCAACGUCAACGUCCACGUCUACGUCUCCAACCCUGGAGCUAACCCUAUCCACAACCCCGCGGUCACGCUAUCCAACCUAGCUGCGCAGCAUUCAUGAGCGAGCUGCAAAAAUCCUUUGCCAAGUCCAGACUGGCCAAGCUGCCACUCCAACCGCCCGCCGGCCCGUCAAUGCAACCCCUCGACGAGGAGGCCAGUCACGACGAUGACUCCUCCUCCGCCUCGUCCACGGGGACGGUGGUCCCCUCACCGAGCAGACAAUUAUUCGCAAGGCCCGGUCGGGGAUCUUUGCAACCAACAACACUCCCAUGGACAGACUUCUUCACCCAAGAACUCUACCUCACACAAAUAGACAUAACUAACAACAUCAAAACCACCCAUCAUGUCUACCUCACGCCCCCCGUAGAUCCAACCAGUCCCCUCUUCGUCAUGCACCACGGCGCCGGCUCAUCUGGGCUCUCCUUUGCAGCCUGCGCUGAAGAGAUCCGCAAGAUCGUCCCCAAAGCCGGCAUUUUGUCCGUAGAUGCUCGCGAUCAUGGCAGUACGGCGGUGACCACUGCGUCCGGCGAGGAGACACACAUCGAGCUGGAUCUCAGUCUCGACACUUUGAACCGAGACCUGGUGUUUGUGAUCCGCGAGACACAAUCCCAGAUGGGCUGGGAGAGUCUCCCAGAUCUGAUCCUCGUAGGCCAUAGUUUGGGUGGUGCGGUGAUUACGGAUGUUGCCAGGAAGGGUGAGUUGGGGGGGAAGGUGUUGGCGUAUGCUGUUUUGGAUGUUGUCGAGGGAUCCGCCAUGGACGCCCUACAGAGCAUGGAAACAUAUCUCUCCACCCGCCCAUCCCGCUUCCCAUCCAUCACAUCGGGAAUAGAAUGGCACACCCGCUCCCGCACAAUCCGCAACAAAACCUCCGCGCGGGUGUCCGUUCCCUCUCUCCUCUACGAGGACCCUAAUCCCCCCGACCCCACCAAACCCUGGAUCUGGCGCACCAACCUCUCCGAGACAAAGCCCUUCUGGGAGAACUGGUUCGUCGGACUCAGCCGCAAGUUCCUCGAAGCUCGCGGCGGCAAAUUACUUCUUUUGGCGGGAACAGAUCGACUAGAUAAAGAGUUGAUGAUUGGACAGAUGCAGGGAAAAUAUCAACUCCAAGUCCUGCCCGAAGCAGGCCACUUCAUUCAGGAAGACCAACCGGCCAAGACGGCCCAGAUUUUGGUGGACUUUUAUAGACGAAACGAUCGGAGUGCGUUGGUUCUGCCACCCAAGGUGGCCGAUAUGCAGGCUUCGGCGGCGAUGAAGAAGGGUGCUGGGGGGUUUGGAGGUCCGUUCAAGAAGGUGUAAGUACUAAGCACUAAGUAAAUAUUAGAUAGAAGAUUGAGCCUGGGUCGGAUGGAUAUACAUACUAGGUAUAGAUAGAUCGGCAGGCAGGCUUAUUCUACUUUGUACAGUG